Messenger RNA from Nothobranchius furzeri (turquoise killifish), 5512 nucleotides. Its product is annotated as putative leucine-rich repeat-containing protein DDB_G0290503. Lineage: Eukaryota; Metazoa; Chordata; Actinopteri; Cyprinodontiformes; Nothobranchiidae. The record is from RefSeq and is a predicted model, not a curated record.
UAAUAAUAACAAUAAUUACAAUACUAAUACUAUUAUUAAUAACUCUAACGAACACAAUAGAAGAAUCUGUGUGUGACAUCAUAAAGGAGGGUUUUAACUUGGUACAUUCCGAGACUAUAAAAGGCCCACCAGCAGCAGCAUCACCACUUCAGUCCUUUCAGAGCUACUGUUGAGAACACACCGCUGUCUUUAAACACCCAAGUAAGUUUGACCAAACGCUUUUUGUCACUCAAAUCAUGAACAGAAGAAACGUGUCGUGGUACGACUCACGUCUACACCCAGAAGAAAUGGAUUAUGAGUCAGACAUGGAAAAUGAUAUGUUUGAUGAAAACGUGUCGUCGUACGACUCACGUCGACACCCAGAAGAAAUGGAUUAUGAGUCAGACAUGGAAAAUGAUAUGUUUGAUGAAACAGAACAUACAUCUGUCUUUGAUGCUGAGAUAGAGUCACUUCACUAUGAGACUAAAUUACCUGCUGAACUGGAGUUCCCUGGAUCUGAGACGGUCGACUCUGAUUCUGAGACGAUGGUACCUAGAUCUCAGAUGGUUCAGCGGGAAUUAGCUGGUUUUAAACGCUCAAGAAAGCCACAACAACCCCUUACUUUCACUGAACUCAUCGACUUUACUUGUUAUGGUGAGUACAAAAAGUCAGAUCUACUGUCUACAACUAAAGAGAUGGAGUCUGAGAUGCCAGAACAAACAUCUGUAUUUGAUGCUGAGAAAGAGUCUCUUCCUAAUGAGACUCAUUUAUCUGCUGAACUGGAAAUCUCUGGAUCUGAGACGGUUGUCCCUAGACCUCAGACAGUUCAGCAGGAAUUAGUUGAUUUUAAAAGCAGGCAAAUUGAUGACCUUUUGAAACAAGUGGAUCAUUUGAAAGAAAAACUGCAGAAUACAAAUACUUGUUUCAGUCAGGAGAAGGAGAAGAGGCUUGCUGCCGAGAACCAGUGUGAAAAACUGGAGGAACGACAUUUGGGCUUAAAAGCGAUGUUAAGCAGAGAAAAAGAUGAGAAAAUCAAUGCAGAAAAGAAGUUUCUUGACAAGCUGGAGAAAUUAAAGGAGCAGCUUUCAGAAAAGAAUGUUUUCAUCGAAAAUCUGCAAACAGAUUUAGAUCAAGAACGUCGGUUCAGACUCGUUAGUGUCCAGGAGCAGAAGAACGCCCAGCAUAAAGUUAACGAGAACUAUAAGAAGGAAAUGAAAGAUCUUAAGAAAAGGAACGGUGACCUCUCUGAGAUGCUGGACAACGUUAAAACGGAUCUGAAGAACAGAGACAUGAAACUUCUGGAAGAACGAAAUGAUUUUAAGCAUCAGCUCAAACAGAAGAAGCUAAUCUGCGAAGAUUUAGAGAAACGUUUGAACAAAGAAAACGAGCUCCGCCUGACCUGUGAGGAAAAACUCAAAAAAGCUAAUGAUCAAAUGAGUUCAAUGAAUGGAAAUCUCAAGAAGGAGAUCAACGACCUGAAACAGAAGAACUUGGAGCUCAGUCAGACGCUGAGAAGUUGUCAGGCUGUAGAAACUAAAUCAGAACAGAUGUGUGAGGAUCUGCAGAAGUUUAAACAGCUGCUCCAUGAAAAAAUGUCCGUCUGUGAAGAACUUAGCAGCAGUCUGGACAUGGAGAAGCAGCUCAGAGUUAGCUACGAGGCUCAGCUGGACUCUAACAGGGCGAUAGCCUGUGAGAACUCAGAUCUUAAAGAGCAGAUCAAAGAUCUGACUCAGAGCAACUCUGAACUCAGAGUGGUCGUGGAAAACCUGACCGCUGAGAACGCUGCUUCUCACAAGGAGUUGGUUGAGCAGCAGGAGAGCUUCAAACAUCAACUCCAGGAUAAAUCUGUCGCCUGUGACCUUUUGAAAGAAAAACUGCAGAAUACAAAUACUUGUUUCAAUCAGGAGAAGGAGAAGAGGCUUGCUGCAGAGAACCAGUGUGCGCUUUACAAGGAGCAAACUAAAGAGAUGGAGAACGGUUUGGUUCAGCAGCAACAAAAGCUGGUGGCUUUAGAAAAGCAGUUACAGGAGCAGAAAAACGUGAAUAAAGAUUUACUAGAAAUCUGCUCAGAUCUAAAAGGUGAGACAGACGAGUCUCGUUUUUCUGGAGUCUCGAGAAACGAUCUGAUCGAGAACUUUGAAAAGCUGGAGGAACAACAUUUGGGCUUAAAAGCGAUGUUAAGUAGAGAAAAAGAUGAGAAAAUCAAUGCAGAAAAGAAGUUUCUUGACAAGCUGGAGAAAUUAAAGGAGCAGCUUUCAGAAAAGAACGUUUUCAUCGAAAAUCUGCAAACAGAUUUAGAUCAAGAACGUCGGUUCAGACUCGUUAGUGUCCAGGAGCAGAAGAACGCCCAGCAUAAAGUUAACGAGAACUAUAAGAAGGAAAUGAAAGAUCUAAAGAAAAGGAACGGUGACCUCUCUGAGAUGCUGGACAACGUACAAACGGAUCUGAAGAACAGAGACAUGAAACUUCUGGAAGAGCGAAAUAAUUUUAAGCAUCAGCUCAAACAGAAGAAGCUAAUCUGCGAAGAUUUAGAGAAACGUUUGAACAAAGAAAACGAGCUCCGCCUGACCUGUGAGGAAAAACUCAAAAAAACUAAAGAUCAAAUGAGUUCAAUGAAUGGAAAUCUCAAGAAGGAGAUCAACGACCUGAAACAGAAGAACUUGGAGCUCAGUCAGACGCUGAGAAGUGGUCAGGCUGUAGAAUCUAAAUCAGAACAGAUGUGUGAGGAUCUGCAGAAGUUUAAACAGCUGCUCCAUGAAAAAAUGUCCAUCUGUGAAGAACUUAGCAGCAGUCUGGACAUGGAGAAGCAGCUCAGAGUUAGCUACGAGGCUCAGCUGGACUCUAACAGGGCGAUAGCCUGUGAGAACUCAGAUCUUAAAGAGCAGAUCAAAGAUCUGACUCAGAGCAACUCUGAACUCAGAGUGGUCGUGGAAAACCUGACCGCUGAGAACUCUGCUUCUCACAAGGAGUUGGUUGAGCAGCAGGAGAGCUUCAAUCAUCAACUCCAGGAUAAAUCUGUCGCCUGUGACCUUUUGAAACAAGUGGAUCAUUUGAAAGAAAAACUGCAGAAUACAAAUACUUGUUUCAAUCAGGAGAAGGAGAAGAGGCUUGCUGCAGAGAACCAGUGUGCGCUUUACAAGGAGCAAACUAAAGAGGUGGAGAACGGUUUGGUUCAGCAGCAACAAAAGCUGGUGGCUUUAGAAAAGCAGUUACAGGAGCAGAAAAACGUGAAUAAAGAUUUACUAGAAAUCUGCUCAGAUCUAAAAGGUGAGACAGACGAGUCCCGUUUUUCUGGAGUCUCGAGAAACGAUCUGAUCGAGAACUUUGAAAAGCUGGAGGAACAACAUUUGGGCUUAGAAGCGAUGUUAAGCAGAGAAAAAGAUGAGAAAAUCAAUGCAGAAAAGAAGUUUCUUGACAAGCUGGAGAAAUUAAAGGAGCAGCUUUCAGAAAAGAACGUUUUCAUCGAAAAUCUGCAAACAGAUUCAGAUCAAGAACGUCAGUUCAGACUCGUUAGUGUCCAGGAGCAGAAGAACGCCCAGCUUAAAGUUAACGAGAACUAUAAGAAGGAAAUUCAAGAUCUUAAGAAAAGAACCGGUGACCUCUCUGAGUUGCUGAACAACAUUAAAACGGAUGUGAAAUACAGAGAGAGGAUACUUCUGGAGGAACGAAAUGAUUUUAAACAUCAGCUCAAACAGAAGGAUCUAAUCUGUGAAGAUUUAGAGAAACGUUUGAACAAAGAAAACGAGCUCCGCCUGACCUGUGAGGAAGAACUCAAAAAAACUAAAGAUCAAAUGAGUUCAAUGAACGGAAAUCUCAAGAAGGAGAUCAACGACCUGAAACAGAAGAACUUGGAGCUCAGUCAGACGCUGAGAAGUGGUCAGGCUGUAGAGACUAAAUCAGAACAGAUGUGUGAGGAUCUGCAGAAGUUUAAACAGCUGCUCCAUGAAAAAAUGUCCAUCUGUGAAGAACUUAGCAGCAGUCUGGACAUGGAGAAGCAGCUCAGAGUUAGCUACGAGGCUCAGCUGGACUCUAACAGGGCGAUAGCCUGUGAGAACUCAGAUCUUAAAGAGCAGAUCAAAGAUCUGACUCAGAGCAACUCUGAACUCAGAGUGGUCGUGGAAAACCUGACCUCUGAGAACGCUGCUUCUCACAAGGAGUUGGCUGAACAGCUGGAGAGCUUCAAACAUCAACUCCAAGAUAAAUCUGUCGUCUGUGAAAACCUGGAAACAGGUUUCACCAACGAACAGAAGCUCAGACUCCAGCUUUCCCAGCAACUCCAGGAAACAUCUGGCCUGUGUGAGAGCCUGGAAAACCAGCUUAGAGAUGAGCAGAAGAUCAGACUUGGUUUGGAGACUGAGCUCGCCCAAAACAGAGACGUGGUCAGUGCAGGUCAUGAUGAUUUGAUGGCCAAACUAGAACAGAUGGAGGAAAAAGAAACGAAACUCUGUAAAGUCGUCAUUAACCUCCAGUUAGAUCUGUUUAGAAGAAAAAAGCAGCACGAGGAAGAGUUGGGAAUCCUGAAGGAACAAGUCUCUAAACUCGAGGCACUGACUACAAAUCUGGAAAGUCAAAAUCAGAUCUUAAGACAAAAAACUGAAUGUUUUAACCCAGAUCAGCAAACAGAAGCGAUCAGUGAGCAGAACGUGGACGCUGCAGUAGGAAACAAGAGUCUUCCUGCUGAAAACGACUCUUUAGCAGAAAGCCUCGAGUCCCAGAGAGACGCUCCACACUCAGACACAAAAAAACUGGAUAAAGUUUCUGUGUGGAGGCGUUUCAAGAAAUCUGUAACACCGGGAUGUCUCCGUCAGCACAAAAACAGACAACCUAGCAACUAACCUCCCUCCUAACUAAUCAGAAAAGGCUCAUUAGAAGACAUCCCAUUGGGCAGCACUGUCCAGGAUGAAUUUGAGAAGUUAAACCAGCCACUGCCUCCCCAAAGACCCUGUUUAGAAAAAAAAAAGAUAAAUAAACAAGCCCCCCCAACACACACACAGAAGGAAAAAACGGGGCAUCAUGGUGGCACAGUGGCUAGCACUGUUGCCUCACAGAAAGGCCACUGGUUCAAAUCGGAUCAGCUUCCUUUCUGUGUGGAGUUAGUAUGUUCUCCCCAUGAAUGCGUGGGUUUUCUCCCGGUGCUCGGGUUCCCCCCACACGCCAAAAACACACUAAAAACACGCUUAGGUCAAUCGGUGACUAAAUUAUCCCUAGCUGUAAGUGAGUCACGGUGAUGGACAAGACCUGCUUGCUCAGUAGGAGGGACUGCUGUAAAAUCACUGACACAAGUCAGUGACUCGAUGAGAUCUUCCUUAGAUAGGAAAAUUAUAACUAAUUAGAAUAAUGAAGUGAACUCAGGACACGGUUUAAUACGAAAGGUUCAACUGCAGUGUUUGCUUUUUGAGAUGACUGCUGUUUAACUUGGUGCUACAUAAAUAAACUGAACUGAAUAACUAAUCUGAGAAAAGCAGCUACAGCUUCCCCCAAAACCCUUAAAGAGAAAUCAGACCUUGUCAUGGACGUCACUAGGAUUGAGAGA